Rubroshorea leprosula is the source of this 1186-nucleotide messenger RNA. Lineage: Eukaryota; Viridiplantae; Streptophyta; Magnoliopsida; Malvales; Dipterocarpaceae. The record is from the annotation of a GenBank genome assembly.
GUUGUUCUCAUUUCCUGUAACAAUUCCAACUAAAUUUUUGUCUCCCUUCUAAUUUUCUCUUUUCGAUUCCGAUUUCUGCUUCCUCUACCAACCAGACAACCAACAUUGCGAAUUCACUCCUAAUUUCACGUUACUGUUUCUCAGAAAAUCAGAUCGGAAAAUCAGCAUGUCGGUAUCCAUCACCGCCGCCUUUCAGGCGGUAAAUUAUUGGCUAUCGGAGCACCCAUCUAUUGUCAACUUCCGUUGGAGUCACACCCAAUCAUGGGGAUCUACUUGGUCCUUCCUCUUCACCGCCAUCACCGUCUAUAUCGUCGCUGCCAUCACCAUCCACCUUACCCUCUCAAUCCUCCUAUCCAAGCGCCGCCGGAUCCCUUUAGGUCCAAGCCCGGCCCUCCACAGCCUCUGCAUCUCCUUGAUUUCCGCUGUUAUAUUCAUUGGCAUCCUCCUCUCCGCCGCGGCCGAGAUUCGCGACACUCGUUGGUUCUGGCGUCGUACCAAGACCGUCACCAGCCCCUUGCAAUGGCUCCUCUGUUUUCCCCUCGGAACGCGCCCCUCCGGGCGCGUGUUCUUCUGGUCAUACGUGUUUUAUCUCUCUCGAUUCCUCCACCUCUUCCGCACAUUCUUCACCGUCCUCCGCCACCGGAAAUUGAGCUUCUUCCAGCUCUUUAACCAGUCAAUUCUCUUAUUCAUGUCAUUUCUCUGGCUCGAAUUCUCUCAAUCCUUUCAAGUUUUGGCCAUCUUGCUGGCGACGUUGCUGUACUCGGUGGUGUACGGCUACCGGUUCUGGACGGCAAUCGGGCUACCGAGCGCGUGCUUUCCAUUCGUCGUGAACUGCCAGGUGCUGCUUCUGGGUUGCAAUUUGGUCUGCCAUUUUGGGGUUCUUCCGCUGCAUUUCUUGAAAGGCGGAUGCAACGGUAUCGGGGCUUGGGCCUUCAACUCCAUACUCAACGGCGUCAUUCUUUUUCUGGUGUUGAACUUCUACUUGAAGAAAAUGUACUCGAGCAGGAGGAGAUCAAGCGAGACAAGAUGACGAAUCGGAGUUCAAAAGUGAAAUGGUAAACGUCAAGCAAAAGGACAGUUGAUAACUUGAUUGCCUCAUGAUUUUUUACACUUCCAAUUUUUGCCGAGUUUUUUUCUUUUAUCUGUAAUAUUAUGUGUGAAUGUUAAAUAUAUAUUCAUUAUGUAU